AUGAUACAUGUGCGAAGUGUAAUGCAUAAGUAUUUGGAGAAAAUGAGCGAGGUGGCGUUCGACAAGAUAUUCAGCCAGAAGCUGGGUUUCCUCACAUUCAAAGACUUCUGUGAGAACGUCUGCGACGAAUCGGUUCCACAGCUCAAGUUCUACGAAGAGAUCAAACGGUACGAGAAGUUGGAGACCAUCGAAGAGCGCCGUACGGCUGCCCGAGAGAUAUACGACAACUUCAUAAUGAAAGAGCUUCUCUCUCACACUCACAACUACUCGAAAGAGGCUGUGAAUCACGUGCAGAAGUAUUUGAUGCGAAACGAAGUACCCGUCACUCUCUUCCAGCCCUACAUCGAAGAGAUAUACAGCCAUUUGAGAGGCGAUGUGUUCCGCAAAUUCAUAGAGAGUGACAAAUACACGCGAUUCUGUCAGUGGAAGAAUCUGGAGCUCAAUAUACAGCUGACAAUGAAUGACUUCUCGGUGCACCGCAUCAUCGGCAGGGGUGGCUUCGGUGAGGUGUACGGCUGCCGGAAGGCAGACACCGGCAAAAUGUAUGCAAUGAAGUGUUUGGACAAAAAGCGCAUCAAAAUGAAACAGGGAGAGACACUCGCCCUCAAUGAGCGCAUUAUGCUAUCGCUAGUCAGCACCGGUGAGGACUGUCCGUUCAUUGUGUGCAUGACAUACGCGUUUCAGACCGCAGACAAACUGUGCUUCAUAUUGGAUCUGAUGAACGGCGGAGACCUUCACUACCAUCUGUCACAACACGGAGUGUUCACUGAACACGAGAUGCGGUUUUACGCGUCGGAAGUGAUACUGGGUUUGGAUCACAUGCAUCGGCGACAAGUGGUCUACAGGGAUCUGAAGCCGGCCAACAUCUUGUUGGAUGAGCAUGGUCACGUCCGCAUCUCAGACCUCGGCCUCGCCUGUGACUACUCCAAGAAGAAACCUCACGCCUCUGUCGGCACUCACGGCUAUAUGGCUCCCGAAGUGCUCUCGAAGGGAACCGCUUACGACGCCAGUGCCGACUGGUUCUCAUUGGGAUGUAUGCUCUAUAAGCUAUUAAAAGGGCACAGUCCGUUCCGUCAGCACAAGACUAAAGACAAGCAUGAGAUCGAUAGGAUGACAAUGACGAUGACUGUAGAGCUUCCCGACUCAUUCACACCUGAGCUCAAAGUGCUGUUGGAAGGGCUGUUGCAUCGAGACGUCGACAAACGCAUGGGCUGUAAGGGAAGGGGAGCCGAAGAAGUGAAAGAGCAUCCCUUCUUCAACGGCAUUGACUGGCAAUUAGUGUAU
This is a messenger RNA of Medioppia subpectinata, 1284 nucleotides long. Lineage: Eukaryota; Metazoa; Arthropoda; Arachnida; Sarcoptiformes; Oppiidae. The record is from the annotation of a GenBank genome assembly.